Fibroporia radiculosa is the source of this 1167-nucleotide messenger RNA. RefSeq lists its product as uncharacterized. The transcript has 10 exons. Gene Ontology annotation, cellular component: nucleus. Gene Ontology annotation, molecular function: transcription cis-regulatory region binding; DNA-binding transcription factor activity. The record is from RefSeq and is a predicted model, not a curated record. Lineage: Eukaryota; Fungi; Basidiomycota; Agaricomycetes; Polyporales; Fibroporiaceae. The coding region runs from base 1 to 1167 and encodes 388 amino acids. Gene Ontology annotation, biological process: positive regulation of transcription by RNA polymerase II.
AUGGCCCUUCCGUUUGAGAACCCAGUUCUGGCUGCCAACCUUCACUUCGUGCUCGGUCGUACCAGAGGUUCUGAUGCUGCCGUUGAAUCCUUGCGCAUGGCUUUGCUGGGUACGGCUGCAGUUCACCAAUCGUUCCUGUUAUCUCGCAAUGGGCAGUCCUCGGGCGAAGGUGGUGCGGAUGACUUGAUGCAACUCGCUCAUUCAUUCCGUUCGAAGUCCAAACAAUUGUUGGUCACGGCGUGUUCGACUCCAGAGGGUGCAGGUAGUGAUGCAACACUCGGAGCUGCAGUCGCUAUCGUCCUUAUUGACAUAUUUUCUGGCGGCCAGAAUUGGUCCAAGACGUUGAACAUGGCCAAGUCGUUAGUGAAUAUGCGUGGUGGUCCGGCGGUUUUACUGGCACGCAGUCCUGAUACGAAGCCUAAUACUGUUACGGGUGUCAGUCGUGCUAGGCUGUUGUUGGAAAUUGUUGCGGUCUAUGAACUUUUCGGGUGCCUUGUGACCUGCCAACAGCUCACAUUAUUAUCUCCAAAUGCAAAUAGCUGGUGGCUUGAUCAAGCAAAGUCUGAAGACUCGCAUUCGUAUGUAGAGAGAGUUUUCGGCAUGUCUCGGCGAUUUAUUCCUCUCCUUGCGCGUGUCAUAGGUUUUGUGGCACGCCACCUGAGCGGCCAAGCCAGAAUCAAUGAACUAUCUACGGAUGAUUCUUUACUUGAGUUAGACGAUGCAGCUGAGGCACGCCAGUUGUACACCACCGUACAGAAUUGGACACCAUGCUCAGAGAAUGUUCCUGAUCGAGUGCGCGCAGGAGAUCGCAUAUAUCAGAAUGUAGCUCAGAUCCUCUUAUUGCGCGACGUGCUCGAAGUACCGGCAGAUGAUAUGCUUGUUCAGCAACAUGCUGAUGUUGUGCUCACGCUGUGUUCUGAGUGCGGACAGGGUAAGAUGGGUGUUGAUUUGAAUUGGCCCACUAUCAUUGCCGGCUCGCAAGCGUUUGGACCAGACCGUGCGCGUGUCCUGGACAUCUUCGAUAUCUUUAGGGCCCAAUGUUGUUAUGAAAUUGAGACGGCGGAACACAUUGUGCUUCAGGUUUGGAAACGAAUCGACGAAGAUAUGCCAGGCGCCGACUGGCGGUCAGUGAUGCGUGACCUCGAUCUCAAUGUCCUUAUACUCUAG